Messenger RNA from Saxophila tyrrhenica, 1080 nucleotides. RefSeq lists its product as uncharacterized. The transcript has a single exon. The record is from RefSeq and is a predicted model, not a curated record. Bases 1 to 1080 code for a protein of 359 amino acids. Lineage: Eukaryota; Fungi; Ascomycota; Dothideomycetes; Mycosphaerellales; Extremaceae.
AUGCUCGCCUUUACAGUAUACUUCCACAUCUCAACAUCCGAGCAUCGGAGUUUCAGCAACGAGCGCACGUCCAACCGUGCCGUCCUAUUUACCGAGUCCAUCCCAGGGUGGUUCUACUUGAUCUUUGUGGUCUUCUUCCUCUUUCGAGGCAUCAUAUGGGCAUCCUCCAGUGGCAACAAUGUGGGCUACCACCCAAUCGAUAUGCUCAUCUACGACGCCCAGUCUCAAUAUGACGCCUACCUCCGCGACGCGGCUGCCGGCACGACUCUUGAUCAGGCGGUGGAGAACUACCGCAAGCGCUAUUCCAGAUAUCCGCCCCCUGGCUUUGAUCACUGGUAUAGAUACGCUACGGAGCGGGACACAGUCAUCAUCGACAGCUACGACAGCAUCCACCGCGACUUGGUGCCGUUCUGGUCGCUCUCGCCAGAAGAAGUACGGUACAGGACGAAACAGCUCUUGCAGAACCCGUGGCACAACGCAACUGGCAUCAGUGUCCGAGAUGGCAAGGCUGCUACCAGUACCCGGGUCGUCGACGACCAUUGGUCAACGAUGAGCAGCUUAGUUGACAUGAUUAGCGCGUUCUCCGAGUGGCUACCGGAUAUGGAUCUGGCUUUCAACAUCAACAAUGAGGGCAGGAUUGCUGUGCCAUGGGAAACUCAAGCACGAAAGCCGCAAAAGGCAGAGGCUGCCGGCGAAGUCUCCGCUCCACGACCCCAGUUUAGCACCAACCGAGCGGCGCAAUGGGAGCCACUCCCAAACUACAACACUGAAGAGCAAAAGAUGCAAGACCUGGGCUGGCAAUCCAUAUUCCAUUCUCACGGCAGCGCACACUGCCCGCCUGGCUCUCCGGCGCGCGAACAACGCAACUGGGAUCGUGGCAGCCUCUGUAGCAGUUGUGCUGCGCCGCAUUCCAUGGGACUCUUUCCCGCGAACUGGACCGAGCUGUCCGACGUAUGCCACCAGCCAGACUUGGCUGAGCUGCACGGCUUCUACAACUCACCCUCAGCCUUCAGGACGAGCUACGAGCUCCUGCCGCUCUUUUCGCAGUCGAAGGCUCCUGGCUUCGACGACAUUCUUUAG